AUGGAGAGAGAUCCAGAAUCGGAAUUGUUGGCGGAGGACAGUGGCCCCGAAGACGUGCUCAACUUGUUCGGAAGUGAACUCGUUAUCGACACCCAGGGUUUCGCAAUUUGCUUCGUGUUCGCCAGAGGCAAAGCUGCUGGAGGCACCAUCGAUGAAGAUGAGACGGUUGCCGCGCCGGUUGAGAAAGCGAAAGACAUCUUUGUCCGGAAGAUGAAUGCGGACAGCUGGCAAACACUGGAAGAUGGCUUUGAUGUCUUGCAGAGCGGUGAAAGUGUCACGCAGCUGGUCUACCAGGACCUCGUCAGGAGCAAGUUCGUGGAGCUUUGCCAGAGGACCUCCUUCAAGGUCGACACGUUCGAGAGCAUUGAUGGUGAUGAGGUGUUCAUGCGGGUUGGGCUAGACCGUGGUGGCGUGAUGAUCCAGGAGCUUGCAGAGCGGUACCGCUACCGCAUGCCCUUCACUGAGGAGGCAUACGAAGAUAUGGACGCCUGGGGCAACUGGCCCGGAAAGGAACCAAUGCAGAACAAGUAUGGUCAGACAGUUUGCGGCUUUGCUUCGUACAAGGUGGAGAUGGCUCGAUUCUUCCAGCCAUUUCGACAGGUGGAUGAAAUACGUCUCAUCUUGCUUCGUCUUGACCGGUGGAUCGAUCUUGCAGCAAUGCUGGAGCAGAAGGUGAUGGUCAAAUACUUCCCUUGUUCUGAAGCCCUGCUUCUGUCACACUUGAUGUCGCGAUGGGCACGCACCUCGCGAAUGCUUUGCCCGCCGACUUUGUCUGGAAGCCAGCAAGUUCGAGAUUACUUUGGGGAGGUUGCUUUCUUCUUCCUGUUCUUCAGCCAUUACAUCAGAUCCGUUAUGGUCUUGGCAGCUUGCCUGUCCUACCCGACCCUUGUAGGCCUCAGCAUGCCAGCGGACAACGCAACGCAAGAGAUCUCCAUCGUGACUUAUUCAUCGUUCUCCGAGGUGCCACUCUCUGCUGCCUUCCUCGAAGAUACGAGGAACCAGCGCUGGGUCCAAAAGGUGUUUUCUUUGACGGUCCUGUUCUGGACGGUCUUGUUUGGCCGUACAUGGGAGAACAUCAGCGAACGCUACAAGCAAUUAUGGGGAAUGAAGGACUAUGAGGAGCAUGACAUUGAGCUUUCAUCGUAUCGCCCGGAAUUGGAGGGAACGAAGGAGCUGAGUUUCCGUUACAUGUGGGGCAACAUGAUCGUCAUCGCCUAUCUGCUGUUCUACAUUGGUCUCGUAUUCACCCUGGAAUGGGGCAUGAAAGGUGACAAUUCUGCCUCUUCUUCGUCCUGGCAAGCGCUGGCCCUGACAAUCCUGAUCCGAGGGCUGUCCUUUGGAUGGGCAAAAAUAGUCCCGCUGAUAGCAAGGCUACAAAACCACAGGACGCGAGCAGCCCGUAACUCCUCUUUGGCUUUCAGCCUGUGCACGGUGAAGGUGUUCAUUGCCGUGUUUCCAUUCUUUCGGCUGGCUUUCAUCGCGAAUCUUAGUGAACCCUUAUGCAAACAGAGUGCCGACGAAGUGCUAGCAAGCAUCUGGCCUGCCCACAAGCAUGACAUCCAGAAACUGAAGAUGCAGUUGGGAGACAAGCUGUGGUCGCCGUACCCAUACUUGUACAACAUCACCCAGGACGGUCGGACACAAGUCUGCAUCGAAGGUUGCAGGCCCAGGAGUCCAGCGAUAUUUCUGAAAGGUCAAGUACAUGAUGAAACAAGCUGCACCUUCGAGCUGCGGGAGACGUUGUUCCAAUUCUACAUACUGCAGGGGCUCCUAACUGUCGUGUUCCUCCUGAUUCCUGUGAUUCUCGUCAAAUGUGCUGAAAUGCAAGAGUCUCGCCGGGCAGCAGAGAAGUACGACGAAUCCACUGUGGAAUACACGUUGCUACAGUAUCAGGCAAAAUGCUGUGACCUCGCACCUUAUCAGUUUGAUUCCUGGGGAGGUUCGAUUGUGGAGGAUUUCCUGGAGGUGGUCAUCAACUUUGCGUUGCUUUCUAUGUUCAGCGUCUUGGUGCCUAUGAUUGCCAUCCUGGCAGUUCCGGUUAACAUUAUGGUCUUCAGGCUAAUGGCUUUUCGCAUGACCCGCAUCACGUGUCGUCCUGAACCACAUGGAGCCGAAGGCAGGCGAUUGGGAAGUUUCCAGAUUUGA
This is a messenger RNA of Symbiodinium necroappetens, 2145 nucleotides long. The record is from the annotation of a GenBank genome assembly. Lineage: Eukaryota; Dinophyceae; Suessiales; Symbiodiniaceae.